This is a messenger RNA of Papaver somniferum (opium poppy), 825 nucleotides long. RefSeq lists its product as uncharacterized. The transcript has 4 exons. The record is from RefSeq and is a predicted model, not a curated record. Lineage: Eukaryota; Viridiplantae; Streptophyta; Magnoliopsida; Ranunculales; Papaveraceae. Bases 112 to 573 code for a protein of 153 amino acids.
AUUAAAACCCCUUCCGAUCAAUACCCCUUCUUAGUUCUAGUUCUGAUAACCCCUAAAGUGUCUUUUUUAUCUGUUUCGUUCACUUAAGCAUAAGAUAAAUUCGCAGCAACAAUGGUUGAUGUUCUUGGUUCUUGUCAACAAGGUUUAUUCACGGAUUUCGGUAAUCAGCAUCUGAGCAACUUAGAUUCACAAUCUCGUGUUGAAUUUUUGAGGGCUCGAUUCUCUGGUACCAUAAUCAAAUCAGAGAUUCUGCUUGAAUUAAAGGAUGAGAAAAACGAAUCUCUUAGAUUACAGAAGGAGAAGGUAUUGAUGGAGAAGAUGCGACUGCAACAGCUAGCCAAAAAUAGAGCUGCCGCGGAAAUUGCUUCAAGGAAGAAUCGAGAAGCUAAGUUGCAAAGACAGAGAGAUAGAGCAGCAGCUCGUAGAGCAUUAGAGGAGUUGGAAAAGAAUGUUGUGGUUGAGGACUGGCACAAAACCUAUAAGGACUUCUUGACGCUGAUUAGUUCUAAUGAGACACAUAAACAAGAUGAUUGCCCCUUGCUUCUCAACUCUAGUGGUGUCUCAAUAAGAUGAAAAAAGUUUUUCUCUAUAAGGAUGAAUCGAGGAAACUCUACACUGUUUGGAGUUUUUUGAUUCUUUUUUGUUCAUAGUUUUCAUACAAAAGUGAACCAAAGUAUGUGAGUGAUGUAACUGUAAGUGUAGAAACUAAAUCAUUUUUUAUUUUUUAUUUUGCUGGUAUGGAGAGGGUCAAGGAUGUAUGUAAACAAUUUGAUCUGGUCUCUCAAUUUUGUAACUGCUGAAUGCAAAAUAUGUAUACGAAGUACA